CCCGGCCACCCGGAACCUCGGCACCGGGACGAGGAGGAAUGCGGAGGAUCAGAGGGUUGCACCUUGUUCCGGUGCCGCACGUGUUAAGUUCGGGCAUGUUGGGGUUGUGAGGAGAUGUAAGAGCGCCGGGCGCCCCUGAGGAAAUCAUCUGUGACUGUUGCAUUUUUAAUGCAGCGUGUGAGAAGGUGCCUAGAAUAAGACAAAAUGGUGGUUUUCGGCUGUAAUGAAUGUGGAGCGUCUGUCAAGAAAGCCCUAGUGGAAAAACAUUUUAAGAUCUGCCGGAACUGUCUGUGUUUGUCAUGUAUUGAUUGCGGCAAGGACUUUUGGGGAGAGGAUUACAAAGCACACAUUAAAUGCAUUAGUGAAGAUGAGAAGUAUGGUGGUAAAGGAUUUGAAGCCAAGGUCAAAAAGGGAGAUGUGAAACAACAACAGUGGAUACAAAAAAUUCAUGAAGCUAUGAAUGAAUCAAAUGUUAGUCCCAAGGUGCGUGAAAUUCUGAAGCAAAUGGAUUCGUUUGACAACAUACCUCGAAAGAAAGCCAAAUUUCAGAACUGGAUGAAAAACAGUUUGAAGAUUUAUAAUGAGGAUCUACAGGGCCAGGUGUGGGAGAUCUUUGCUGCUGCUGUCAGCAAUGAUAAAAACAACCAGCAACCAAAGCAGAAACACAUUCAGAGUGGUGUAGACCCAUCAGAAUCAGUAGAAGCAAACCAAGAUCAGGCACCUGUAGUAGAAAAUGAAAAGAAAGAAAUAAAAAAACUGGAAAGAAAAGAAAAAAGGCAAAAAAAAUCCAAAAAAGAGAAGAAACACUUGAACUCAAAGGAUGGUGAAAAUUCUUUAAAGUGUGAACCAGAUUCCAAAACAAGUCAUCUGGAAGGGAAAAGGAAGAAAAAACUUAAAAAGCAGCAUAAAGAUGAAGCCCAUGCAGUAGAGGAAAAUGGCAAUCAAGCAAAGGGCUAUGAGCAACAAGACAGUGAAAAUUUACAUGGCAAAAAGAAGAGCAAGAAGCGUAAACAGAAAACAUCCAGUGAAGAUGAACCCAACCCUAAACAACAGAAAGUUGAAAUUCCAGAAACCAAGGAAGUGGAAGAAAAUAAUGAGAAAAAGCAAGGAAAAUUCAGCUGGAAAAGAAUGAUCAAGAUUGUUCUACAGCAGUCUCCAGAGCAGGAAAUUUCUAUUAAAAAAUUAAGGAAAAAGGUUCUAUCCCAGUAUUACGCUGAGAAUGGCGAUAGUAACUACAAAUCUGAAGUGGAACUCCUGGCAGUUUUUUACAAGAAGAUAAGCUCGAACCCCAAAUUUAAAGUGCUGAAAGAUAAAGUGAAACUUGUAAAAUAAUAUUAUGACUUGACUGUUGAACUGUAGGUGACAAAGGACUGGACCAUCUGGACAGAAAAUGAGUUUAUUCUGUCUCUUUCUCUGCAAUUGUCUUUCAGAAUGUAGUGCUUUUAUAUCUAAAGCUGAAAUUUCAGCGUUGAGUUGGGUGACAGCUAAUACUUCACCAUGGCUUAGAGAUGCCCGAUUAUUUAAUAAAAUGAACUACUUUUACAUGUGCUGGAAGAAUUUGACUCUUUCACAACUUUGAAUUUAAAGUGAAAUUACUCACAUUUAAAUUAAGUAUUUAGAAGCUGUGAUGUGAUCGCAGGAUAGAUACAAAUCAAGAAAGCCGUGGAACCCAUCUACGCUCAAUUUUACAGAACAAUGCUACAACCUCUGUUUUUCCUAUCAUAGAAUCCAAAUGUUUUCUUAACUGUUUUAGUAUGGAGAACAUUGACAUUAGUCAAUUAAGGAAAAAUGUAAGGGUUUAUUGUGGCUUUAAAAAUAUGUAUACAGUAGCUGUGAUUUUAAGAUAUGGAUAUAGUGAUGUCAAAACAAUGAAAUUUUUAUCUAUAAUAGAAAUAAUACCCACAUUCAAAGUUUAUUUUAUAUUCCCCUGUUUAAUAUUGAAAAAGGUUACUUUAUUUAGUUAUUUUACCUAUAAUGUAAUAAAAUAAGGUCAGAUGCAUUGCCUCUCUUCUGGCCUCUAGUACAUUUGAAUGUCAGACUUUGCAAUAUGCUGAAACAAUUCAACCUUUGAUUCAACACCACUUGGAUUGAAUAUGUUUUUGUCAUGAAGUGUCAAAUCAAAUGGAGAAAAAUAGUGACAACUCCAUUACCUUAACCAUUAUGUUGCUAGUCGCUUAAGGUGGUGCAAAGCCAUUAACUGUACCUUCUGACAAAAAUAUAUUUUAAAAAUUGAGCAGUCACGGUGCAAAAGCUAGCUCGGAACAGGAGUGCUCGUCCAUAUAAUCUUUCCUCAAUCUGCAGCAUGCAGCACUGGAGCGGAAUAUUGGAACAGGAUAUUUCCCAAUUGGGAGUCUAUCUUCAGUCAGUUCAUCACUAUUAUCAGGCUGAGCACGUGAGCUACAAUAUAUUCCAUCCCAGAGCCCCUUCUGCUCCUUGUUUUCCCAUUGUCACUUUUUAAUUUAGGUCUCCUAUAUAUAGCUCCACCAUCUCAGCUUUGGCCUUCCACAAGGUGUUUUCGCAACUGACCUUUUGAGUUUCGGAGAAAGGAAAAAUAGUGGACAAAACGGAGUGGCUUUGUGCAGUUUCUACAUUUUGAUACAAUUGAUGGAUUUCUCUGAAUGGAUUCUGAUGUGCUGCAGCCGAAAAGGACUGGAAAAAUUUUUUGAGUAGUUUAAUUGGUUGUUUCAUUUUUUGACUCAUGAAUGUUUGAGUGUCACGUUCUGAUUUGCUGCAGGUUUAGGAAUAUUAAGUUUCAAUGAAUCAGUGAAAUAUUGACAGAAAUGUUUUUGUUAUAAGGUAUGGUGUAUAUAUAUUAUGUUACAAACAACCAUCUUGCCUUGUAGUAAGACGCUGGCUUGGCUCUAUAGCAUUCGGAGCCUGUACCUAAUAAUACAGAACAUGUUUAUUGUUUGUAAAAUAACACAAUUUUAGAGUAAACUAAGGAAACUAUAUAGGGUACUCUUAAAUAAAUUAACAAUGCUAUAAUUAAAUGAAUCAUGAUUGUCAAAA
Messenger RNA from Carcharodon carcharias (great white shark), 3009 nucleotides. RefSeq names its product Ly1 antibody reactive homolog (mouse) (gene lyar). Bases 205 to 1332 code for a protein of 375 amino acids. Gene Ontology annotation, biological process: negative regulation of transcription by RNA polymerase II; rRNA processing. NCBI's taxonomy places the organism in Eukaryota, Metazoa, Chordata, Chondrichthyes, Lamniformes, Lamnidae. Gene Ontology annotation, molecular function: DNA binding. Gene Ontology annotation, cellular component: nucleolus. The record is from RefSeq and is a predicted model, not a curated record. The transcript has 9 exons.